This is a messenger RNA of Raphanus sativus (radish), 1369 nucleotides long. RefSeq lists its product as uncharacterized. The coding region runs from base 319 to 1140 and encodes 273 amino acids. NCBI's taxonomy places the organism in Eukaryota, Viridiplantae, Streptophyta, Magnoliopsida, Brassicales, Brassicaceae. The record is from RefSeq and is a predicted model, not a curated record. The transcript has 8 exons.
GAGAUAUAAGGGCACUGGAGCACUUGUGCCAUCGGAACAUUUGAUUCUUCGGAAUUCUAUAAAGAUUACAUUAUAAGAUAAAAGGGCAUUGUAGCAAUUGGUUCGUUAUCAUACGAGUCCGUCUUUGUGUGUGUGUUUAGAGCUGUCUGAUAAUCAUUUGCAGAUUUCGUCCAUCUCCGAGACUCAGGCGAGUCAUCCUCUCUUUCUGUCUGUCGGUCUCACCAUCUUCUUGUCUCCUUUAUUCUCCACCGACAAUCCGACUCUGGGUAAAAUCUUCGUCUCCGACAAAAUAAUAUAACUUUUCUUUGUCUGAUCGCGAUGCAUGCUCUCAAGGACAAGGUCUCGCAGAAGCUUUCGAAUCUCUUCGCCGAUUCCGCUACUUCUCCUCGCUAUUCUCUCACCGAUUCUCCAAAAGCCACGCUAAAUUCAACUUCUGGGAAAACAUUUUCUUCGUAUUUCUCAUUUGGUGUUGGUCAAUCUGGAAAUGAGAACGAGGAGGUGUCUGAAUCAUGUCCUCCCAUACAUGGCCAAGACAAGGACACUAUGUUACGUGUUUCUGCCCAAGUAGAAAGCGAUUACAACGAAGGGGUGAAAGAGAUAGCAGAGUUAACAGAAAGCUCUGCUUUUAUCUCUGCUAACUUGUUUGAGUUCUUGCACGCGUGUCUUCCAAAUAUCGUAAGAGGUUGCAAAUGGAUCUUGUUAUAUAGUACGUUGAAACAUGGUAUAUCACUUCGUACGCUUCUGCGUAGAAGCGCCGACCUUCCUGGUCCUUGUUUAUUGGUUGCUGGAGACAAACAAGGUGCUGUUUUUGGGGCUAUGCUGGAAUGUCCGUUGAGAACUACUCCUAAGAGGAAAUAUCAGGGUACAAACCAAACAUUCAUGUUCACAACUAUCUAUGGUCAACCACGCAUAUUUAGACCUACAGGUGCCAACCGGUAUUAUUAUAUGUGUAUGAAUGAAUUAUUGGCGUUUGGAGGUGGAGGAAGCUUUGCUCUAUGUUUAGACGAAGAUUUGUUGAAAGCAACAAGUGGACCUUCUGAAACAUUUGGGAACGAAUGCUUAGCUAGCAGCACAGAAUUUGAGUUAAAGAAUGUCGAGCUCUGGGGAUUUGCACAUGCGUCUCGAUACCUCACCUCAUGACCUUGAAGAUCCCUUUCUUGGUAUUAACGUCAAAAGAAGCUUAUCCAUCUUUUUAAUUCCUUUUAAGUGUUUCAUAAAAGUUAUGAAUAUGCUUUGUAUCUGUGUUACUGAGAAUACUAGUUCAGCUGUGAUAUUUUUAAUUUCCGAGACUGUAACUUAACAAUUGUGUUAUUGUUUGUUAUGUAAGAAUCAUAUGGUUUCAAGAGUGAUAUUGAUACAACUUUCAGAA